GACAUGGUCAACGACCCGAAUGGCCCGCGUUACAUCGACGGCCUGUACCACCUCUUCUUCCAGCAUCGACGAUUGCCAUCCUACACGGAGAUCGCGCACGCGACGUCGCCGGAUUUGCUGCACUGGACCAUGGCGCCGCGAGCCGUGCUCGAGCCCGACGAGCUCUACGACGACGCGGGCGUCUGGAGCGGCAACAGCUUCGAGCUCCCCGACGGCCGCGUCGGCAUGGCCUAC
This is a messenger RNA of Aureococcus anophagefferens, 234 nucleotides long. RefSeq lists its product as hypothetical. The transcript has a single exon. Lineage: Eukaryota; Pelagophyceae; Pelagomonadales; Pelagomonadaceae. The record is from RefSeq and is a predicted model, not a curated record. The annotation marks the transcript as partial.